AUGCUUGCGGCAUUCCCGGUGCGCAAGCACGUUUCGGCGGCGGCCACCUCGGGACCCAAGGGGGUCUCCAAGGCCGCGUCCUGUCCCGCCCCGGCCCCACACCCACCCACCGAAUGUUCGGGACGGGUCCCGUCCGAGGCGCUUCCCGAAACUACGACCUUUUUUGCGAGCCACCCGGGCGCUGCGACCAAGUGCGUUGCUAGCCGCCCUGCUCCCGUCCGCCCUGCCUCGCAGGCCAAGUCUGACCGCAAGCGCAAGCGCACGCGCCAGACAGGCGCCUCGUCAUCACUGCUUUUUGGCACCCCGUCGGCCUCGGCUGGCCCGUCGUGCGGGCCAAGUGGUCAACUGCACCUCGUCACCCGCACUGACCCGCACCUCCCGUCAGCCACCACCGCUGCCGCCACCUCGUCGGGCUCGCUCGUCCUCGGGCAGGGCGGGUCAGCCGGAGUGGUGACCUCGGACGAGGACGCUGUGCUGGCGCUGCCGACCGAGCCUGUUGGCUCGUCGCAGCUCUCGGGCCUCGCUCUUGACCCGUCUUCGGGCGCGGCGGCGCUGGCGGCCGCGGCAACGGCCGCCGCUGCCCAAGUGGCGAGCGACGUCGCCGACGACAAUGCCCGGCCGUCGAAGAGGCACAAGCGCCUGCUUGCGGUCUCACCUGAGACCGGCGCAGUGUCGGGCCUCGCUGUCCGCCGGCGGGUCCGCCGCCGCAAGCGGAUCGUUGUGGCCCGCCCAACCUUUUCCACCCGCUCGAUCUCAAGCACCAUCGAGGCCGCGCAGCCGUGUGCAGACGACGAGCUUCCGGAGGAUGCAAGCCCAGGCUUGCCAACCGAGGCCAAUCAAGCCGAAGCGUGCGCCACCGCCACGCCACCGACGCAAGUUGUCGAUGAGGUGACGACACCCGAGCCCGAGGCCGAUAGACCGCGCCUUUAUCGUGGCUCGCUCUCGUCUCCGCUUGACAUUGCAAUCUCGACGGGCUCGUCCGGCGGGGCGGCGUCGAUGCCGUCGAUGCGCGCAUCGCAAGUGCCGAUUGGCUCGGCAUUUGCGAGCUUUGCGCGCGCGGCGGCCAAGCAGGCGACCGUUCUCGCGCCGCAGCCAUCAGUCUGCAUCCCGCCCGGCCCGCUUCGCCGAAAACACGGUUCUCCGUGA
Thecamonas trahens ATCC 50062 is the source of this 1146-nucleotide messenger RNA. RefSeq lists its product as uncharacterized. The coding region runs from base 1 to 1146 and encodes 381 amino acids. Lineage: Eukaryota; Apusomonadida; Apusomonadidae. The record is from RefSeq and is a predicted model, not a curated record. The transcript has 2 exons.